Onychomys torridus (southern grasshopper mouse) is the source of this 3030-nucleotide messenger RNA. It is a transcript of the gene Bdh1, whose product is annotated as 3-hydroxybutyrate dehydrogenase 1. NCBI's taxonomy places the organism in Eukaryota, Metazoa, Chordata, Mammalia, Rodentia, Cricetidae. Gene Ontology annotation, molecular function: oxidoreductase activity. Bases 269 to 1303 code for a protein of 344 amino acids. The transcript has 7 exons. The record is from RefSeq and is a predicted model, not a curated record.
CGCCGUCGGGCCCCGCCCGGCGCAGCUCUAACGCACGCACCGGAGAGUGUAAGGCACAUCCGGGUGUCAGAAGCAGGAGGCCGCGGUUUUUAGGGGUCGGGAGAGUGUCCUGAGAAACUGGGGCAGGGUGCCAACUCCAAGCCAGAAGCUGAGUACCUGCACAGCACCGGAUUGAGACGAGCCCUCCAGUCCAACCCUCCGCGGAGCCCCUUGCCGGGUCGCUUUGGGAACCACCAGAAGGAAGCAGACCAUCCUACAGCUUGCCGACAUGAUGCUGGCAGCCCGUCUCUCCAGACCCUUGUCGCAGUUCCCAGGAAAAACUCUAAGUGUCUGUGAUCGAGAGAAUGGGAUGAGACACACGCUCUGGUUUUACCCAGCCCCCUUCACCACAACCACCCGUCGGACAUAUGCCAGUGAGGCAAAUUCAGCUAGCGGCAAAGCUGUCCUCAUCACGGGCUGUGACUCGGGAUUUGGGUUCUCUUUGGCCAAACAUCUACACUCAAAAGGUUUCCUUGUAUUUGCUGGCUGCUUAAUGAAGGACAAAGGUGAUGCUGGGGUUAAGGAGCUGGACAGCUUGAAAAGUGACCGACUGAGAACCAUCCAGCUCAAUGUCUGCAACAGUGAGGAGGUAGAGAAAGCAGUGGAGACCAUCCGCUCCGGCCUGAAGGACCCUGAGAAGGGAAUGUGGGGCCUGGUUAACAAUGCGGGCAUCUCAACAUUUGGGGAGGUGGAGUUCACCAGCAUGGAGACGUAUAAGGAGGUGGCGGAAGUGAACCUCUGGGGCACGGUGCGCACAACAAAAUCCUUCCUCCCCCUUCUCCGAAGAGCCAAAGGCCGCGUUGUCAACAUCAGCAGCAUGCUGGGCCGCAUGGCCAACCCGGCCCGCUCGCCGUACUGCAUCACCAAGUUCGGGGUCGAGGCUUUCUCUGACUGCCUACGCUAUGAGAUGCACCCUUUGGGCGUGAAGGUCAGUGUGGUGGAGCCUGGUAAUUUCAUUGCUGCCACCAGCCUCUAUAGCCCUGAGCGCAUCCAGGCCAUUGCCAAGAAGAUGUGGGAUGAGCUUCCUGAGGUCGUCCGCCAAGACUAUGGCAGGAAGUACUUCGACGAGAAGAUCGCCAAGAUGGAGACCUACUGCAAUAGUGGUUCCACAGACACGUCCUCUGUCAUCGACGCCGUCACACACGCCCUGACUGCCGCCACCCCCUACACCCGCUACCAUCCCAUGGACUACUACUGGUGGCUGCGGAUGCAGAUCAUGACCCACUUUCCAGGAGCCAUCUCUGACGCCAUCUACAUACACUGAAAGAGCUGAAGAGGCCCCUGUGGCCUCCGCCAGGGAGUCUGGUGGGUGGGAGAAGGCUGAGGGGAGGGAGUUUGUACAGCUACCUUUUGAUUCCCCCGGGGUGGAUUACCUGCUCUCUUAGCAAGAAGACCCAGUUUAUCACUAACCUUACUUGUUCACAUGGUGAAUGGUUUGGGCCUUCACCGAUGUGGGGGCACAGGUGGGUGGCCCUAAGCCUCAGGGCCACCAUGGUGCUUCUAUCUCUCUAAGUUGAUUUUAUACAGAGAUUUGCGGGGAAUGUCUUUCUAUUAAAAACAGAUUAUUAGAAUAGAAUCCAAAAUCAUUUUUAAGCCAAAACAUCCGUUCAAAAUAUUUAUCCCAUCUGAUCCUUAAGCAAGUCUCUCACGAGUAAAACGAACAGAUUUUUUUUCCUUGUGUGCAUGAAAAAUUUGCAGAUCCUGCAAUCUGCAUGCAAAAUACCACUUCCAUUGUGCCCAAGUGUGUCCUUCGUGUGUUCUGGCGUGGCUGUAAAAACUCAUUACAUUUGGGUUUCAAGGACACUUUGGACCCAUCAGUCCUUGAAUCCUCAGACCAGCAGUGUGUCUUCUGAGACUGUCACACCAGGUGACCCUGUGUGUUCUCUGCAUGUCCACGGCACUGUGUGACUGGGGGCCAGCCGCCGCUGACUCUCAGCUGGCCGAGGGUGAGGACCUAGAGAUUGCCAGCUGAGGUUUCUCCACCCUCUUUGAGAACUCGGGUUAGAUCUGGGUGGAGGUGCGCUUUGCCAAAGAGUGCGGUUUGGUUUCGCCUUGGACAGGAUUGGUGCUAUCCUUGGGGCAGUAGACAGAUUAGUGGUGCCAAGGCUGGGCCACGAGUCACCUCCCCAGCAAAACACACACACACACACACACACACACACACACACACACACACACACACACACCUGCUCCACAGGACUUCAGGGUGGUCCACCUCUCCUUCCUUUUGUGAACUUAUUUUUAAUUAAGCUGAGACACUGCUAGGCAAUCUGUGUUACCAAUCAAGGAAGGUUUGAAUUUGAAGGCUGCUUGUUGUCCAGGGUAGGUAUUUGGAGCCAAACCGCCGUGUUCCAGGUGGCGCCAAGCCUUGGGCAGGGUCUCAAGUGCCAGCCUUAUACAUCUUAACAAUCAUUUGUGCCUUUUGUUGCAAAGUCUACACCUGCCGCUAGAGGGAGCCAUGCCUCCUCAGCUAGAGCCUGCACGGGCGUUUUCUUUCACGCAAGCUUGAGAUCGGUCCAACAGGGUUUGACCACCUACUUGGACCCUGCCUGGGAACAAAGAAAGAAGCAAAGCCCCUUGGGAAACAGUGAUCUUACACUCCUAAGCAGCUGUCUGGCCUGAACCUGGAGCCCGGUGCCUAGAGAGAGCGAAGGAACCUGGGCAGCUAGAACAGCUGUGCUGAAGCAGAGCGUCCCACAGAGAGCGAUUCAGCCCUGCCUUUUGGGCUUUUUGACCCCUCUGGGUUCAAACCGGGGUGCUCUGUUCCAGCCCCUGUCUUCAGAUAAGGCAGAUAGGGCCCGGGAGGGAAGGAAUGAGGAAGGCAAGGCCUCAGGGCCCAGAGAGGGACCCCUGAUGACUUGAGCAUCCCUAACAGUGAGAUGCCUUUGUCCUGCAGAGCCUGCCUCCAGCUGGAGCUUUUCAGAUGGCAUAUUUACAUCUUGGGAGAAUUUGUUUUCGUGCUUAAUAAAGAGAUUGGUUGUAACACUUGGA